AAUAAAAAUAAAGAAGAAGAACUAACCUCACAAAGAAAAGGCUUCUGCGGGAAAACGACCGAACGAAAGAAAAAUGGCAGAAAAGUUGGAAGACUUAAAUCUGCCGAACGCGACGGUAGCGAAAAUAAUAAAGGAAACGCUGCCAGAAGCGAUCAACGUGGGAAAGGAUGCCCGGGCGGCAAUUUCUAGAGCGGCUUCGGUUUUCGUUCUUUACUUAACAUCGCAAGCCUCCAACGAGGCGCAAAGGGCAAAACGGAAAACUUUACUUGGGCAGGACGUGAUUAAGGCGCUAGAAGAGUUGGAAUUUGACGACUUUGUCGACCCGCUGCAGGAGAUACUGAAAGGGUUCAAAGAGGCGAAAGCGAAAAACAAGGCGACAAAAGGAAACAAGACCGCAGAGGACGAGAUUACCAUGGGAGAAGAGGCCGAAGAACAGGACGCUAACAUGGAAGAGCAAACGGUAGACGAGUAAUUCAGAC
Cylas formicarius (sweet potato weevil) is the source of this 479-nucleotide messenger RNA. RefSeq names its product DNA polymerase epsilon subunit 3 (gene Chrac-14). Gene Ontology annotation, biological process: DNA damage response; heterochromatin formation; leading strand elongation. The transcript has 2 exons. Gene Ontology annotation, molecular function: protein heterodimerization activity; chromatin DNA binding. Gene Ontology annotation, cellular component: CHRAC; epsilon DNA polymerase complex. The coding region runs from base 74 to 472 and encodes 132 amino acids. The record is from RefSeq and is a predicted model, not a curated record. Lineage: Eukaryota; Metazoa; Arthropoda; Insecta; Coleoptera; Brentidae.